GGUGAUUCCCUCGCCUUGCAUCUGCUUCUCACUGGCAGCCCUGGCAUUAUGCAGAGACUUAUACUGCUGCUCUUAACCAUUUCCCUUCUACUAGAUCGAGAUCUUCCAGUGAGAAGUGAGUUUGAACUGGACAGAGUAUGUGGUUAUGGGACUGCCCGCUGCCGGAAGAAAUGUCAAAACCAAGAAUACAAAAUUGGAAGAUGCCUCAACACCUAUGCAUGCUGUUUGAAGAAAUGGGACGAGAGCUUACUGAAUUUUACCAAACACUGAAGCGCAGUAGUGCUGGUCCCUAGAGUCACUGGAAGCAGGACCUCGGUGACUUUUCUUCCCGAGGCUUCGCGGCACCCAGUGCAACCACGGAUCCUUAUGAAACGAGGUUUGCUGAGCUUCCCCUCAAUGCGAAGCCAAGCCUGUAUCGAAGAAUACAGGCUGGAAAGCCACCUCUGGUUGUGAUAAUGGAGGACAGCAAUGCAGAUUAAGCAUGAGUUGCAGUGCUUUACCAGUUGAACAAAAAAAUACGUCUACCUAAUCAGCUGUAAACCUAAGAAAAACAUCAUUUUUAUCCUAAUACUGGCUUUCUUUUCUGAUCAAAAGUUUUACUCAACAGUUACGUAUGUCUUUUUUUAAU
This is a messenger RNA of Callithrix jacchus (white-tufted-ear marmoset), 628 nucleotides long. RefSeq names its product beta-defensin 104A. Gene Ontology annotation, cellular component: extracellular region. Gene Ontology annotation, biological process: innate immune response. The record is from RefSeq and is a predicted model, not a curated record. NCBI's taxonomy places the organism in Eukaryota, Metazoa, Chordata, Mammalia, Primates, Cebidae.